AUGUUUAUAUUUGUCCCCUUCAGCUUCCCUCUGGAGAGGAGAUCCCCUUGCCCCCCAUCGUCCUUGUCUGCUUGGGCUCUGACCCGGGCAAGAAGACAGUGUGCAUCUACGGCCACCUGGAUGUCUAAGCCAGCCGCAAUCGGCGACGGUUGGGACACAGAGCCCUUCACACUGGUGGAGAAAGAUGUUUUCGGUGUGGAGCCUGACCUGACGCGGGAAGGCUGCAGCAUCCCAGCCACCCUGACCUUCCAGGAAGCCAUCGGCCGCAACGUCAUGCUGCUGCCCAUGGGCUCGUCUGACGACGGAGCACACUCCCAGAACGAGAAAUUCAACAGGACAAACUACAUCCAGGGCAUCAAGAUGCUCGGCGCAUACUUCCACGAGGUCUCCCUGUUGGAGUAAAUGAACUAGCCAGACCUGAGUGAGAUGUGUCCUUCUACCUCGAACUGUGGACCGAACUGUUUAGUUUUCUAUCCAAUGCAAGUUGCAUAAUGUUUUCCAUGAACUGCUGCUGCUGUACAGCAAAAUGGAGCCUUGAAGAUCUUCCUUAGUCAUUUGUAAUUUUGUCUUCCAUCAAGAAGAUAAGUAGAGGAAAAUAAUAUAAGUAUUGAUUAUUGUACUGUAGAUGCGCCAUCGUAUAGCGUCAUCUACUGAAUCGGAGUGUUCUAGACAAGAUCUAAACCAAACUCGAAGGAAGCGUGAACAGUAUACCCCAUUACACGUCCAUGUUGUGGUGUAUUUAUGAAUGUGCUAACAGACAACAGUACACCUACAGAAUACACACUCAUUUCCUCCAUUUGGGGGACUUGGAGAUUAUUUUAUACCUGACUAUUUUCUAUCUUAAGAUGUUAGCUUGUUUGGGAAACCUCCAACUUAUGGGAAAAAGUACACCAUCUUCAACUCCUAUUUUAUUCCUGUUAUAAAUAUUAUGGGUAAUCAUUUAUGAAGCAGAACACUGCAUGUCUUAACAUGAGUAGAACAGAGAAAUACACACAGGACAUAGCCAUAGACAUCUGCAGAUAUUGGAUGCAUUUGGAAGUGUUUGAAGUGAUGACAAUAACUCAAUACUUUUGCAUAAUGUUGAAUAUUACAGUAUACAAAAUUGCUUCUUGAUUUAUCCAUUCAGGGUUCUCUUAACUGGCGCUUGACUUGACUUGUAUGCAACUAAUUUCUCCCUUGUCACAAGCCAAUAUAUUCAA
Messenger RNA from Oncorhynchus keta (chum salmon), 1199 nucleotides. RefSeq names its product cytosolic non-specific dipeptidase-like. Gene Ontology annotation, molecular function: dipeptidase activity. Gene Ontology annotation, biological process: proteolysis. The record is from RefSeq and is a predicted model, not a curated record. Gene Ontology annotation, cellular component: cytosol. NCBI's taxonomy places the organism in Eukaryota, Metazoa, Chordata, Actinopteri, Salmoniformes, Salmonidae. The transcript is spliced from 3 exons. Bases 1 to 402 code for a protein of 133 amino acids.